Messenger RNA from Filobasidium floriforme, 708 nucleotides. RefSeq lists its product as uncharacterized. The coding region runs from base 1 to 708 and encodes 235 amino acids. Lineage: Eukaryota; Fungi; Basidiomycota; Tremellomycetes; Filobasidiales; Filobasidiaceae. The record is from RefSeq and is a predicted model, not a curated record. The transcript has 2 exons.
AUGUCACAACCUCCUCCAAAGGUGGAUCGCGGGUCUGCCACCUCCGCCCCGGCCAUGGCUCCUACUGCCACCACCUCCGGGAGUACCAUCACCAUAGGCAGACAUGAGCUUCAAUUGACUCCCAAGCGGGUCGCAGACCGACAGCGAGCCGCAAGAGUUGUACAGAACAGUCCAACAAAGAAAGGUCGACGAUACGAAACUCCCGUAGGAUCAGUACGGCCUAUCGGAGAUACUUCUAUGGACGAUCCUUUUCCUGUCCCUCCUGGUCGUCCAGUCCCAGGUCCUCGACGCCUUUUCAUUUCACCUGUUCCGGUUCCGCCAAUCCCCACUCUGAUUCGCGGAACCGCAUGCUUGAAGCCGCCAGGACGUAAGGAUAUCAUCUGCACUGCCCAGGAGGAAGGCGAGACAAGUAACCUCGAGCGACAGGUCGCCAAUCUGCGGUCGGAAGCCGAGGAGUUGAAGGGGAAAAAUUCGGCCCUGGAAGCCCAAGUCGAACGCUUGACGACCGAGUUGGAGCAGUUGAAAGAUGCGCAAACGGCGGGCUCGAUUCACCGAGACGACAGCAUUCAUGGAAACCCGGUUGGAAGGGAGGGUUUCUUGAGGGCGAGGGAGAAUUGCCGCAUAGCGCUACUGGAGCAACGCGAUCGGGAGUCGGACCAGAUGAGGGAGGUCCUGUCACGAAAGAAGUGUCGUCCGACUCGAAGAUGA